AUGGGCCAAAAAGAAGAGGUAUCGAAUGUGGAUGUGUCGUUCCGCAACGGCUUGAACGGUUCUACGAACGGCACCCUUAAUGGAAGUGGAGACCAUGGAUUUGGUAGAGUAUCGGCGACCUCAAAGCACCUUGCACCCAAUGAAGACUUGCUUUCUCCGCUGCAAAUAGAGUGGUACUACCUCGAUGCUGCUGGCCAUGAGCAGGGUCCCUUCAACGGUGAAAUGAUGCAAGAUUGGCUUUCGGAGGGCUAUCUAAACCCGGAUUUGCGUAUUCGUCGUCCUCAUCAGCAGCAGUUCAUCACUCUCAAGGAUCUCUGUGAACGUCUCCAGAACUAUGUUCUGCCCUUUGCGGUUCCCCAGCCGGCGUAUGUGCCUCCACCUCCUAAAUCUGAACCGCAAACAUCGCUUCCGUUCCUCAAUAACCUCAAUCCUCAAAUCUCGCAACCGCUAGCGACCCAGCUUUCUCAGUCCAUGUUGGGCGAUUUUCUUCCUCAGGAUCCCUUUGCCUCCAACUUCGGCUCCAACUUUCUCCACAACCAGCUCCAAAUGCCAAGCUUAUUGCUGCAACCUCUCCAGCAGCACCAACAGCAUCCGGCAAUUGCUCGUGCCAGUGGAUGGGGACUCAAUUCCGGUCCCAGCACUCCUCAUGCGAUGGCUCCUUCGCUAGCAAGCUUGCCGCUGCAAUCGCAAGUUUCUCCGUGGGCCGCUGGUCUGACAUCGCGGGUUAGUUCACCGUUCGUUGGAACGCUUGAAAAACCGAGCGAGGAUUCAGAAUCUAGAAUUGAAUCUAGAAUUGAUUCCAGAACUGAACCUAAAACUGAACCCGAACCACAAAUCCCCAAAGAAGAGCCUACCGUCUCUAGUCGUGUGGAAGUGAGCGAAACUCGUGAGGAACGAGUUCCUGAGCCAUCUCAUGAGCCAAUUCAAGAACCAGUUCGUGAACCAGUUUCUGAAUCAGUUCCUGAAGAAGCACCUCAGCAAACUCGUGAGCCCGGCAAUAACGCCCAGACGUCGCCGGUUGCGGUGAAGAAAGUGGUGAAGAAAAUGGACGUCAAAAAGCCAGCACCGGCUCCUUCUUCACAGCCUGUGGUUCCUCCAUGGGCUGGCAAGGAACAAGUUGGAAAACCGCAACUCACUUUGAAAGAAAUCCAAGCUCUUGAUGCCGAAAAGCACGAAAAACAAAGACAACUCGAAGCUGAAGCCAGAUCCGCCGAAGCUGCUAGGGCUUUUGCUGCUGCCGCAUUGGAGGAAAAAGCUGCUCAGGAAACCAGACCAUCGCUUCCUUCCACUGCCAGCUGGGGAGUUCCCACCACAGGAGCUCCAGUCGCCAAAACGCUCGCUGAAAUUCAAAAGGAAGAAGCUGAAGCAGCCCGUGCCAAGGUAGCCAAGGCUACUACAAUUGUAUCUACUCCUACAUUUGCGUCGGCUUUAGCCAACUCUGUUCCUAAAGAUGAUGGUGCAUGGACCACAGUUGCUUCAAGAAAGCCUAUGGCCAAGAAAACUUCUCAACCAGUAAUCUCUACCACCACCACUGCUACUGCUGCUUCUCCUCAGGUGUUGAGAUCGGUCUCCGCUACUCGGAUUCCAACCAGCUCCAACAACGUCUCUGUUUUAGAAGACUUUAUUGUGUGGGCUCGCUCAGCUAUGACAAACCUUUAUCCUACUGUUUCUAAGGACGACCUUUUGGAUAUUUUCCUUGCCCUUCCAGCAAACGGAGACUCGUCGGUUCUUAUUGCUGAGACCAUCUACUCGUCUUCAGCUACUAUGGACGGACGUAGAUUUGCUGAAGAGUUUUUGAAGAGACGUAAGAGAGUCGAGCAGCAGACUGGAAAGGUGACGAUGCUGGAAUGGACAGCUGCUAUUUCCAGCAGCGCUAACAAGGUCCAGACCGUCGAUGAAGAUGGAUGGAGUACAAGUGUUAAGGGUAAGAAGAAGAAGAGAGCUGCAUAG
Molecule: messenger RNA, 1950 nt
Organism: Meyerozyma guilliermondii ATCC 6260
Lineage: Eukaryota; Fungi; Ascomycota; Pichiomycetes; Serinales; Debaryomycetaceae
Exons: 1
Coding region: 1-1950 (649 amino acids)
Molecular function (GO): protein binding
Source: RefSeq, a predicted model, not a curated record